AUGAACUAAAAUGUCGGACUCUGAGGAUGAGGGCUCCGAGAAACAGUUUAAACUUGUUCUCCUGGGUGAACCACAGACUGGGAAAACAUCCAUCUGUCAACGGUACACAAGUAGUCAAUUCUCUAAACAAUAUCACCCAACUACAGGAGUGGACUUCUACCUCAAAAGAACCAAAUUACCGGGGUCGAAAAAUAUAGCUCUCAAAUUAUGGGACGUCAGUUCUACCUCUUUAUCAGGACGAAUGCUGGAUAAGUAUGUGUUCGGGGCGGAUGCCAUUAUGCUGGUUUACGACGUGACGAGCGCAUCUAGCUUCGAGAACUUGAAGGAGUGGUUGGAACAAUCUAAAAAAAUACUGGCUGGACAAGAGAAAAAACCUAGUUUUGCUCUGGUCGCGAACAAAAUUGACCUAGAACACCUUCGCGCAAUUAAAUCCGAUCGACAUCACAAAUUCGCACAGGACCACGGCCUGCUCACCUACGCACUGUCCGCCAAGACCGGGGAGGGUGUUGUACUCUGUGUACAGAAGAUUGCCGCAGAUUUACUCGGGAUCCGUCUGACCAAGCAGGAGCAGGAACAGCACGGGGCCGUCGUCAAGGCUGAGAUUGUUCAGUACAAGCAGGAGGCGGCGUUACCGCGAAACCCGCAAACCAGCACGGCAUCGGCGGUCUGUGCCGUAAUGUAAACAGGGUACUCGACCACAGCAAUAAUAAUUCCUAGGAGAUUAGAUUUAAAUUUGAAUAUAAAGCUAUAUACCAAAAUGCCUUGAUAUCCCAUUUUGUGAAACUAUUAUCUCAUUUACAAAUUAAAAUGUUUAAAAUCUAUUUAA
Eurytemora carolleeae is the source of this 826-nucleotide messenger RNA. RefSeq names its product ras-related protein Rab-28. The transcript has 5 exons. Gene Ontology annotation, cellular component: Golgi apparatus; endosome. Lineage: Eukaryota; Metazoa; Arthropoda; Copepoda; Calanoida; Temoridae. Gene Ontology annotation, molecular function: GTP binding; GTPase activity. Bases 11 to 682 code for a protein of 223 amino acids. The record is from RefSeq and is a predicted model, not a curated record.